Molecule: messenger RNA, 1367 nt
Organism: Scheffersomyces amazonensis
Lineage: Eukaryota; Fungi; Ascomycota; Pichiomycetes; Serinales; Debaryomycetaceae
Gene: ULP1
Product: Ulp1p
Exons: 1
Coding region: 117-1367 (416 amino acids)
Biological process (GO): proteolysis; protein deneddylation
Molecular function (GO): cysteine-type peptidase activity; deNEDDylase activity
Source: RefSeq, a predicted model, not a curated record
UAACCCAGAUCGGUAUCAGAUGGCUCUCCGUGAAUUUUUCACUUUUUCGUUUUUCUGCCCCAGCUUAAUUACCAUAAUCGUUCAAUACUGGCUAUUACUUAUUAAUAUUGAAUGUAAUGCUUAUAUAUGAUAAUGUUAAGGGUUACAGCCGUAUUGAAGAUGAUUCCACUACACGUUCUCAAUCAAAACUGUUAGUAAAAGUGUUCAGUAAUGGAUUUGAUCAAUUAGUAUGGGACGCGAUAACGGGGACCACCGACGAAGAUGAAGAUGCCGAUGCCGAUGCCGAUGGCAAUACCAAUGCCGAUACUAAAAUUGAUAAUAUAGACACUACUACCAAGAAGAAACGAUUAACUAAGCUGGAGAAGAGAGAACAAAGACAAAAUAAGAAAAUUAAUGCUAGUCGAAAUAGAAGAAAUAAAUUGCAACAAGAAUUAGCAACUAAUGGUAAACUGACUAAGCGUAAUGGUCAACCUGAUUUACCAUUUAAUUAUAAUCCUUAUAUUGCUAAGGCCAAAAUUCGGAGUUUACAUUCUAAAAUUCAUGAUGUAGCUCAUAAAACCAAAAGAGAAGAAUUUAAACUCUUUCAAUAUCAUUCAAUUGCAUUAUAUAAAAGUGAUAUCGAUCAUGUUCUACCAGGAGAAUGGAUUAAUGAUAAUGAUAUUUCACUCAUUUUUGAAGUUAUUACUCAAGCUUUUCUUAAUGAAAAUAGUCAUAAUGUGAAUCGAAAUAAUCGAUUUAAUUCUCAAAUUCAAUUAUUAUAUCCUUCACUUGUACAAUUAUUUCUUCAUUUCCCUAAUAGUGAUGAUAUAGAAAAUGUAUUACCUAUUAAUGAUUUGAAAAAACUGAAAUUUAUAUUUAUUCCAUUAAAUUUUAUUGAGGAUUAUGAUGAAGUGGAUUUAGAAGAAGUUAAUAAUGGAGAUCAUUGGGCUUUAGGAUUAUUAUCUAUAUUAGAGAAUAAAUUAUAUAUAUAUGAUUCAAUGGUUUUAGAAGAAGCUAUAAAGAAUGACGAUAAGAUUUUACAAGAAUUAACUCUUCGAUUGAAAUCCUGUAAGAAUAUCAUUAAAAGUUCGAAUCCCAUUGAAGUGGUAAGGAUGAAAUGUGAUCAACAGGACAAUUUUGAUGAUUGUGGAGUAUAUUUAAUGAUGAUAACAUGCAUAUUGAUUAAGCGUUUACUAUUCCCUGGACAUGAGGACAAUGAAAACGAAGAUGAAAACGAAGAUGAAUACGAUAAUGAAUUCAAUGAUGAAAAUGACUACCAACCAAAGCCCAUCGAUUUAGAUGUAAGCGAUAUAAAAUUCAAUGUACUUGGAGGUCGAUUAUUUAUUAUGGAUUUGAUUUACAAAUUAUAUAUAAAAUUAAAAGUAUGA